UCCGCCGGAGACACAGCCUACUUUUCGCCCUGGGUAUAAAUACGCCUGAGCCACCGGCUCUCAGCUUCCCGACACUCCGAGCCGGCCCCGUCCUUCUCCUCCGGCAGGAAUGGCUCGUGAUGGCCACGGGACCUUCGGCUUCAUCCCCAUCUUCAUCCUGGCAGCCAGCCUGCUGCUAACAGCCCUGCCGCCGGCGCGAGCUCAGGUGAAGGGCAAUGAAGGCGACGAGCUGCCGGAGGAGGACGAGUCCCGGAUCAUCGGUGGGAGACCCUGCUCCAUCAGCGACAGACCUUUCCAAGUUGCCCUCAUCAAGAGAGGUCAGAUCCUGUGUGGGGGAAGCUUGAUAGACGCCCAGUGGGUCCUGACCGCCGCCCACUGCAAGCAGCCAACCAGGGACCUGAGGGUGUUGAUCGGGACGAACACGUUACAAGACGGGACAGGGGUAAUGAGGUCGAUUUCGAAGCUCCAGGUCCACCCGGCCUACAACCCCCACAAGAACGACAAUGACUUCAUGCUCUUGAGGUUGAACAAGCCCGUUCAGUUCAGCAAUAACAUCAAGAAGAUCCGGUUAGCCACCAAGUGUCCCACGGAUGGGAUGAGGUGCAGCGUCUCGGGUUGGGGCACGACCAAGUCCCCUGGAGCCAAGCUGCCCCGAAAUCUCCAGUGCGCCGCCAUCCAAGCCUUCGGGAGGGAGAAGUGCAUGAGGGCGUACGGAUCCGCCAUCACCCCCAACAUGUUCUGCGCCGGCGUCCCCCAGGGGGGCAUCGAUUCCUGCCAGGGCGACUCGGGGGGCCCACUGGUGUGCAAUGGGGAGCUGCAGGGCGUGGUCUCCUGGGGGAUGGCCGUCUGCGGGCGCCGUGGACAACCCGGAGUCUACUCCAACGUCUGCCGGGCCGUGCCGUGGAUCCGGAAAUACAUCGGGAGGCAGUGAGACCCCCCCACGAGGGAUUUCACCCACCCCCCCACGAGGGACUUCAAAACACGCCCUCCCCUUUUUUGGGGGGGGGGACGUGGGAGCAAUGGGAAUUUUCCCAGAAUGCACCUGGGGAGCAGUGAAAUGGCGGGGCGGGGCGGGGGGGGCCAGAUGUGUGAAAUAAAAGGAAAGAGUGAAA
Tyto alba (common barn owl) is the source of this 1112-nucleotide messenger RNA. RefSeq names its product kallikrein-14-like. The record is from RefSeq and is a predicted model, not a curated record. NCBI's taxonomy places the organism in Eukaryota, Metazoa, Chordata, Aves, Strigiformes, Tytonidae. Gene Ontology annotation, biological process: proteolysis. The transcript is spliced from 6 exons. The coding region runs from base 110 to 931 and encodes 273 amino acids. Gene Ontology annotation, molecular function: serine-type endopeptidase activity.